AUGGAGCUGACCGUGAAACGUCACGGUCAGAGGACGGAAGCUGCUCUGCGCUGCUAUGAUGUGACACGCACACCUGCAGCUUGGCGUUCCGGGCGUGACGUCACGGGGCGCGGGGUGCCGCGGGCCAGCGGGGUGGUGGGGCGAAGGCGCGCGGGGCGACAGCGGCGCAGAGCCGGCAGUGUACGGCCGGUCGCCACGCGUGUUGACGUUGCACGAUGCGCGCGCGGUGAAAAAAAAACAAUCGCGAUGCUGUUCGAGAGUCCCAACGCGAAACUGUUCCCGGCGUUCAACAUCCCGCCGCCCGUCAGGCUCAGGUGA
Arctia plantaginis is the source of this 318-nucleotide messenger RNA. The record is from the annotation of a GenBank genome assembly. NCBI's taxonomy places the organism in Eukaryota, Metazoa, Arthropoda, Insecta, Lepidoptera, Erebidae.